AAAAGGUCCAUGUGCAAAAGUUGUAAUGGCCUAGUCGUAGAAACAACGUUCUUUGACUUAAACGAGGCCCUUACUUGCUUCCCCUUUUGACAUGCAUCACAAAUUAGAUUCUUCUCAAACUUAAGUUUAGGAACACCAAUUACUAAGUCUUUUGAAACCAACGUAUUAAGAUGGUCCAUAUUAACGUGUUCCCACUUUAGGAAGAGCUAUCCGUGUGCUUUAUUGGGAGAGAGAAAGAGAUGGGAGCGGAGAAUUGGAACUUGACGGCGAAGCUGUGCGACUCCUGCAAGACGGCGUCGGCCGCCGUGUUCUGCGGCGCAGACACCGCGUUCCUCUGCCUGGACUGCGACUCCGAGAUCCACGCGGCAAACAAGCUCGCGUCGCGCCACGCGCGCGUCUGGGUCUGCGAUGUGUGCGAGCAGGCGCCGGCGAGCGUCACGUGCAAGGCCGACGACGCCGCGCUCUGCGUCACGUGCGACCGCGACAUCCACUCUGCGAACCCCUUGGCCCGCCGCCACGAGCGGCUUCCGGUGGUGCCCUUCUACGACUCGUCCUCCGCGGUCAAACCCCACAGCGGCGGAUCUGACUCCGUCUCCUCCGACGGCGACAAGUACUUCAGCAACGAGUCGGACAACCAUAACCCCGACACGGAGGAGGAGGCGGAGGCGGCGUCAUGGCUCCUCCCAAAUCCGAAUAAUUUCAAAGGAAUGGAUCUGGAAGAAUCCGAAUACUUGUUCGGCGGGAUGGAUCCGUAUCUGGAAAUGGAAAUGAUAUCGGGCGGCGGAGAUCGGAAGCCCCACCGCCGCAAUCACCACCACUAUGACACAGAUGGGGUGGUGCCGGAGCAGAAAAAGAGCUGUACCGCCCUCGUACCCGGCCCAGUAGUGGAUGGAUUUCCGGCGUAUGAAAUCGACUUCGCCGGCGGCGGAUCCAAGCAGCCUUUCAUGUACAACUUUGCUUCCCAAUCCAUCAGCCAAAGCGUAUGUCCCCUUUCUUGUUCUUCCAUUUCUUUAAAGUAAAUCCCACAUUCUAAAAUGGCCUAAAAGUUAAAAGAAUUCAUAAAAAAAGUUGAAAGAAUGUUACUCAAAACUUUCUUCUUAUUUCAGUCGACGAAGUUUGAUUAAAGUAACUUAAAAUUCAAUUUAUUUGAUUAUAAGUAUAAAAAAUUUAUAAGUAAAAUUUGCAUACGUAUUAAAAAACUACUCCUUCAUCCCAACUUCACGGGAAUUUAUAUUUAUUUGUGUUUUUUCAUGGCCUAUAUGAUAAAAUAAAAUAUUCUUGUCACCACUUGUUUUGUUGAACUUUUGAUGUAGUUUUUAAAUAUGUAUGUUUUAUUUUUUAUUUCUAUACCAAUAUUUAAAUAAAAUAGAUUGAAAAAACUUGGGAUUUUUCUUCGUUUUGCGAAUCGGGAAGAUCAUUAUAGGACGGAGGGAAUAACACUGUUACGAAGUACUAUGACUAUGAGGCUUUUCGUUUACUUUUGUUUACUUGAAUGUGUUAUUGAUCCUUUGAUAAUGAUAAAAUAUUUCUAUCACAUAUUGUUUGAUUUUAAAAAGUUACAUUUUUUAAAAAUUCUAUACCAAUUUGUGAAGAAAACAAAUGUAAAAGG
This is a messenger RNA of Cuscuta campestris, 1609 nucleotides long. The record is from the annotation of a GenBank genome assembly. Lineage: Eukaryota; Viridiplantae; Streptophyta; Magnoliopsida; Solanales; Convolvulaceae.